UUGGCUGGGAAUAUUUGGUUUUCCGUGCUGCUGUUGUUGUUGUAUCUGAGUGAACGGGUGAAGGAAGGUCACCGCGUCUGCUGUCUCCUAGCAACAGGGAUCUGAGAGUUUGGAAUUUGUCCAGGAGGGACUUUUACCGCGGCAUUCCAAUGGAAUGAGUCACGUUGUCAUGGCAACAGGCAGCUGCUGUCUCAACCGUUGAAUGAGAUGCUGAUUGGCCGGGAGCCAAAUGAAUGCGUUAUUUCCACGAGGUGCUUUCAGUGUGGAUGAGUUCAUGGUUUCAGGCUUUAGCUUGUUAGAUUUACACCUGCAGGCCGUUCAUCUGCUGACUGACAGAUCCUCCACAACUUCCCUCGCUAGACAGCUUAAGUUCAUCUAAAAUAGUUUGCUUUAUUGUUGCUUUAAAACUGUUCCACGAAGACACAAGCUGCUGUGAAAGAAAAAGACUUUAACCCUGAUAUGUAACCCUGAAGACAGUUUACUAGAUGGAAGCGCUCGAGGAUUGAAGGUCAACAUUACAACACUUUUGUUUCCGUUGCACAACCGGACCAAUCCAUCACAGAUCAGUGGCCGUUAGAGAAGCGAGAGCCGCUGAAGUGCAUUGUGGGAUUGUAACGACCGUGUGACAAACUGACCAACGGGAUGCCAGUAAUGAGUGCGCAGGAGACCAGCACGGGAAAAGACCUGAAACACAUUGCAGAUGCUCUGAAAAGUUCGUCUAAAGUGAGGAGCGUGACGCUGGAGGACGAGGACUGGAACUGGACGGCCGAUAAGAAGAAGACGCCGCUGAGGCGCUCUGGAAGCGUUAAAGAUCUCAUCUACAGGUUCGACGGGUCACCGCCGUGCCUCGGCUCGCUGAAGAUCAAGAGGCAAGACUCGAGCGCACAGGAUUCUGGGAACAUGACACAUGAGAGCAGAGAGAUAGAGAAGAGCCUGGUGUCUAGUGAAGCACAAGAAGUGAGAGAAGCAGAGAAGAAGAACGAGGACAAGCCAGACGCUCCUGAAUCCGGUCCAUUUUCCAGCUUAAACGGCGAGAAGCAGCACAGCAGUCCUGUGUCCGAAGACGAGCCCAUGACCCCGAAAGUGCGUCCCAACCCCAAAUACCAGCUCUACCUGGGGCUCCAACGGCUCCAACGGAUCCAACGGAUCCAACGGGGCCCUGCUGAGGGUCAGUCCUGUGAGCCGAGGGUCCAUGGAGUCGCUCUCGUCCCGGGACGGGGACAGCUUGUCCGAAAGAACGGCUGGGAUUGAAGUCCUCCCCGAGGUUUCAUCAGUCCGUAUUCAACGCUCU
Molecule: messenger RNA, 1291 nt
Organism: Carassius auratus (goldfish)
Lineage: Eukaryota; Metazoa; Chordata; Actinopteri; Cypriniformes; Cyprinidae
Exons: 5
Coding region: 643-1251 (202 amino acids)
Source: RefSeq, a predicted model, not a curated record